GAUCGAAGCCUUGCAUAUGUCCGUUUCGAACUCUCAAGGAUCAAACACUCUCACGCACAAGAGAAAGUCAGGGCCGUAUGGGAGGAAGUAGAUGCUCUGGAGGACCUCCUAUACGAUUGGCGUAAAGCCUAUCCAGAUAAUACAUCGCCCAUUAAAAUCAACAAUACAAAUGCUUUCGUAAGACCUGAGGAGAAGUUGAAUACAGCCACCCUUAUUACAUAUACCAUUGCUCUUGUAAAUCGAGUAUUUGAGGGAGCAGCACGCCGCGGUUCCGGGGUGCUGCUCAAAAUGCUGAAGUUGUUUGGGUAUUCCAUUGUUUCACUUGCAGGACAACCGAAUUACAUUCAAAGGAAGGCUCUCAAUGAUAUUCCGGAAUCGAUUGAAACUGUAGAAAAGGCUCUGAAUCUGGAAGUUCCGAGCAUUCCUUAUGCUGUGUGCCCUCGUUGCAGCUUUACGCACGCCCCCACAUACCCUAAUGGGUGUUCUGAUCCUGUUUACCCGACCCAUUGCGGCGAACGUCUGACCAAACUCUCAGAGCCGUGUAUGGAACUCCUAUUGCAGGAAGGAAAACCAAUCAAGACUUAUCAUGCCUACUCUUUCUAUGAAUGGUUUGGCCGAUUCAUUGCACACCCAGAAAUAGAGCAGUAUGGAGAUCGCUUCUGCGAUGACAUUACCUCGUCCGAGAAAAUCCCUGAUGUAAAACGGGAUAUCAAAGACGGCUCGUUCAUACACACCUUCAGGGGGCACGACGGGAAACUAUUUCUUGCCGAUCGAGGAAGCGAGGGAAGAUGGCUCUUCCUUCUCCAUGCCGACUUCUUCAACGUCGAGGGAAAUCGAAUUCGAGGAAAGACAAGGUCGACAGGCAUCACAUCUUUAGUAUGCCUCAAUCUGCCCCUGACCAUGCGCAAUGACCCAGCGUGGAUUUUCAUUCCUGGUCUCAUCCAAGGAAAAACCGAGCCUGAUGCUAAGAAUGCAGAACAUCGUCACUACUGGCGUCUCCUCAUUGACGAGUUCUCCGCUGGCUACUCACGUGGAUUGCAACCUUAUCACACUUAUCGAACUCAUUGCAAUGGUCAGGGGCUCAAUGAACGUGUAUUCAGAGUCGCUAUUGCAGGCGUACUGAUGGACUUCAAGGCUGCACGUCCAUUUGCCGGCUUUCUCGACGUCACUUCUCACCACACUUGCUUCUUGUGCAAGUGUUGGCAUCGUGCUCAUCUUGGAAGAACCGAUUAUGAGAACUGGGAAACUGCAGCCGUUGAGUUUCUGAAAGAAGGAGCCGAGGCAUGGUGUAACGCAAAAACACCUAAAGAUCGCGAGGAAGUCGAAUUUUUCUACGGCACCCGAUAUUCUGAGCUCUGGCGUCUACCGUAUUGGAAUCCCAUAAAACAAUUAAUGGUCGAUCCUAUGCAUAUCUUGUUUCUCAUUCUGAUGCAAAGGUUUGCUCGAGAGGUCUUGGGCCUCGAUAACCCAGAUUCUAGUGACGGAGAACCUAAAAAGUCGACAACGGAGAAGAAAAAUCAGAAAAAAAAAUCCUUCGUUUCUUUCUAUCAUGAUUUUACUCCACCCCCCCAUUCAUCCGAACUCGCUUCUAUAAUCCAAGCUACCCCAAUUAUGACGGGGAAUUUGGGAUUAGACCAACCUGAAGCCUCAGAUCAAAGACUUUCCAUUCGAGGGGAUCCUAGAGCCUUCCAAGGAAUAUCUGACCUCCACUAUUUAUUGUCUCGGGGCCUUCCAGCUUCCAAUGUUGAUCGCGAUCGUCUUCGGAAACGGUUGGGAAAAUUCAAAUGGGUUGUCCUGGCCUAUGUAUGUAAUGACUUGAUGGAGAUACCAGACACGAAGGAGGAAAUACGAUCCCAAACUCGCUUUCAUUCCAGAGGUCAAAAAGGUAUCAGUCGGCGAGAGUUCGGAGAUUCCUUGUACCGCUGGCGCCUGACCAAACCUUUAGAGCCGUUGCCACGAGUGGUUAUUGCUUCGGAUAAGGUUCUGCAGACAGUUCAAAAAGCGAUCCGCGAAAUCAGUGUGCCCUCCUGGAUUGUCCGUCCACCAUCCGAUAUGGGGCUUCCGCAGGCAGGCACUCUAAAAGCUGAUCAUUGGCGAGUUCUGUUCAACAUCCACCUACCCUUAGCUCUGAUUAGCAUGUGGGGCAAAGGUUCUCCUUCUGCAGUAGAUAAUGCAGCCGAUAUGGUUCCUGUCUUGGAGACUUCCAUGCAUCUAACCUGUGUCUCCAUUUUGAUGACUCGGAAUAGUUUAUCCCCCAAAACCCGCGAUCAAUUUAGAUCCUCUCUGAGGGAACAUAUCCUCGGAUUGAAACAGAUCUUUCCAGGUUUCAUUCUACCUACACAUCAUUUGGCAUUCCACAUAUACGACUUCAUGGAGAGCUUUUCUACUGUACGCAAUUGGUGGGGAUUCCCAUUUGAGAGACUGAUCGGUAAAGUACAAAGGAUGCCCACAAAUCAUAAGAUUGGUCAAUUAGAAUUCACCUUAUUGCGGCUGUUCUUCAAGGGUGCCUUAUUUCGUCGUUGGCUCAUGCGACCAGAUUGUCCCGACCUCCUCAAAUUUUGUAAAGAUCUUCUGGAUAAAGCAUAUGGUUAUAACAGUAUCGAGAUGGAUGAUAACGAAAACGCCGAGCUGGGCGACUCUGGGGUCACGGAAAUCAUGGACGGUAAAAGGAACGACCGCCCGCCACCUGGCCACAAGGUGAUAUCAGGACUGGUGCAACUUCCUUUGAAGCUCGCGAAGCAAACGGGGAAUAUCCAGCCACGAUGCUACUCGCAGAUUCCUGCGGUUAAGGGCUUUUACAGCAUCCCUAGUCUUGUUGUUGGGAAUAGCUAUGUCUGUUACUAUCAGACGAAAGGAGUUCAGGAAUCGUGGCUCGCAGGACAAAUCCAGUAUAUCUUCGAACACGAAGGGAAGACCAAAUUAGCCAUCAAACCAAGUAAACCAUGUCCUCGAGACUGUGAUCCUUUCGCGCAAUUUGUUGAUCGAGGGUUUGACUGUAGAACAGUAUCUUCCCAAUUCUUUGACCGAUAUGAUGUUGUCACAGUAGAUGCAGUUGUGGGACACACAGCGAGGUGGAAAAUUCAGGCAGACUGUGUGGUAGUGCUGUCUCUCGGGCGGGUGAGUUGCCUGUUCUUAUUUGUCUCAAGCCAAGAUUGGGAGUACUGA
This is a messenger RNA of Lentinula edodes (shiitake mushroom), 3165 nucleotides long. RefSeq lists its product as uncharacterized. The annotation marks the transcript as partial. The record is from RefSeq and is a predicted model, not a curated record. NCBI's taxonomy places the organism in Eukaryota, Fungi, Basidiomycota, Agaricomycetes, Agaricales, Omphalotaceae. The transcript has 5 exons.